Messenger RNA from Centruroides sculpturatus (bark scorpion), 3944 nucleotides. Its product is annotated as serine/threonine-protein kinase mig-15-like. Gene Ontology annotation, molecular function: protein kinase activity; ATP binding. The record is from RefSeq and is a predicted model, not a curated record. The transcript has 28 exons. The coding region runs from base 236 to 3694 and encodes 1152 amino acids. NCBI's taxonomy places the organism in Eukaryota, Metazoa, Arthropoda, Arachnida, Scorpiones, Buthidae. Gene Ontology annotation, biological process: protein phosphorylation.
AGGAAAGGGGGAGGAAGCACGGAAGGGUGGUGAUAAUUUGGUGAUGUUGGGUGCGUCAUCACCGUUUACAUUUUGUUGGUUGUUUGACCACAAAGAUGUUUAUCCAGUGACAAAAUUUGGAUGUUCCUGCCAAGGAUAAGGAAUUUGUUGUUGGUCAUAGAGGUUAGUCGUCGAAGAAGAACCGGAAUCGUAUCGUCUGUUUCGUUGUUUGUGGGAUCGUCGCCCCAUUGGGAAAAUGGCGCUGACCCAACCGAGUGUCAAUUGCAGUUUAGACGACAUUGAUCUCAACAGUUUAAAGGAUCCUGCUGGAAUUUUUGAAUUGAUUGAAGUGGUAGGAAAUGGCACAUAUGGACAAGUGUAUAAGGGUCGUCACACAAAAACUGGACAGUUGGCUGCAAUUAAAAUUAUGGAUGUCGCAGAGGAUGAAGAAGAAGAAAUUAAACUUGAAAUUAAUGUUUUGAAAAAGUUUUCUCACCAUCGCAAUAUUGCCACUUACUAUGGAGCCUUUAUUCAAAAGAGUCCACCAGGCAAAGAUGAUAAGUUAUGGUUGGUUAUGGAAUAUUGUGGAGCAGGUUCUGUAACUGAUUUAGUAAAAUCCACCAAGGGUCAAUGUUUAAAAGAAGAAUGGAUAGCUUAUAUAUGUAGAGAAAUUCUCAGGGGUUUGAGUCAUCUUCAUGGGAAUAAAAUCAUUCACAGAGAUAUUAAAGGACAGAAUGUAUUACUAACUGAUAAUGCUGAAGUAAAACUAGUGGAUUUUGGUGUAAGUGCUCAGUUAGAUCGAACAAUUGGAAGGAGAAACACUUUUAUAGGAACUCCUUAUUGGAUGGCUCCUGAGGUAAUAGCCUGUGAUGAAAAUCCAGAUGCCACUUAUGAUAAUAGGAGUGAUUUAUGGUCUCUAGGUAUUACUGCUUUAGAAAUGGCAGAAUCACAGCCACCUCUAUGUGAUAUGCAUCCAAUGAGAGCAUUAUUUCUCAUUCCAAGAAAUCCACCGCCGCGAUUAAAAUCCAAAAAGUGGUCUAAAAAAUUUCAUAGUUUUAUAGAAACAGUCCUUGUCAAAGAUUAUCAGCAGCGUCCUUACACUGAUCAGUUAUUAAAACAUCCUUUUAUUCGAGAUCAGCCAACAGAAAGACAAGUGAGAAUUCAAUUAAAAGAUCAUAUUGAUCGAUGUAGGAAACAUAAAAGAGGUGAUGUUCAAGAGGAAUUUCAUUAUCCUGGAAGUGAAGGUGAAGAAGAAGAUGAUGGUGGUUUAGCUGGUGAACCUAGUUCUAUUGAACCUCUUCAACGUGAUUCUACAUUACGGCGGAAUUUUCAACAGCUACAAGAAGGCCGUACGUUAACAUCCAACGAUGCGCGACCUAGUUCAAGCAGUUUUCAACAACCUUCUGUCCAAGUAGAAACUCCAGCACCACCCCACAGGCAUCCUGUGCCACAAAGAUUAAUUGUUGUUCCUGAUCCUCCCCCACCCAGUAAACCACUUCCUCCUAUUCCUGUAGAAGAUGAGAAAAAAGAAACAAGACCAGCUACUCCUCCUAGAAAUCAUCAACAACAAGCCGUACCUCAGAAAAGUCGAAAUUCUGGACUAUAUAAACCUCAAAUUCGUAGGCCUGAAGAUCUUGAAGUUUUAGCUGCACAAUUAAAUGAAUUAGCAGCUAGUAGCAGUGGUGGAGGUGGAAGUCCAGCAAAUCGCAUGAUUGUUGGAAAUGGAAAAAUUCCAACAUCAUGUGCAUCUGAAACUUCAAAAAUAAAUGGUACCACUCCAGAACAGGGUCCUUUAGGUGUAAAUAUUGGUUCAGAUUCUGAAGAUGAUGAUGAAGAUGGUCUUGUACAAAAUGAUGGAACAUUAUUAGCAUCUGAUCCACCACGUCCUUUCUCUUCUUCUGAUUCCUGUAAUUUGCCUUGUGCAUGCAGGCCUCCUGACUGCUAUAGUCAUGAUCCUAUGAAGACUUUAGUUGUCCAUGAAGAAUCUUCAAACAGUCAGGCUCCUCAUCGUCCUCUACCUCCAACUCCAGAUGAAGAAAAUAAUGACGGAACUUUAGUAGUAAGAAGAAAUCAUUCAAAUAAGCAUGACUCGAGACAUGGAAAACACGAGUCAUCAGGAAAAGAACAUAGGGUAAAAGAAAGAUCAAGUGCCAAUCUAGAAAGAAAUCAUCGAAAAAGAGAUUCUGAUCCCUCAAAUCACAGGGAAAAGGAAUCCCAUAAGAAUGAUGCUAAAAGAACACCCCUUCAAAAGACUUCUUCAUCACCAUUUCCCCUAAUUGGUCCUUCAAGCUACAAUAGAGAGUCCAAAAAGUGGGAUAAAUACUCUCCUUCUAGGACUGAGAGUAAGAUGGAACAUAAAGAAUCUACUAGGCAUAGCUCAACAGGAGAGAGUGGAAGCCGCUCUAACAUUCAAAGAAUAGAAACGUCACAAAGUUCACCCAGCAAUAUUGGAAUGACCGUCAUAAGAUCCAAUACUAGUAAUGUUCUUCCAGAUCUGUUGCCUCAACAUACAACAUCAGCUCAUCCGUCAUCACCUCAGCAUAGGUCUCAAGAUCAAAGUACAUCAGAGGAGUAUCGACAGGCUAUUGGUAAAACCCCACCGCAACUUCAACACAAACAACGUUCGUUCCUCACGUUUGGUUUUGGAGCCGGAGGAACGGGUCCUUCUCCUUCGCCACGUCGUGAAAGUCAUGUUAAUGUUAAUGUUACACCUACGUCACAUGAGACAACGUCAGACACUCCUGAAAUUAGGAAAUAUAAGAAGCGUUUUAACUCUGAAAUUUUGUGUGCAGCACUUUGGGGUGUGAAUCUUCUAAUUGGUACUGAAAAUGGCUUGAUGCUACUAGAUCGAAGUGGACAAGGAAAAGUAUAUCAACUAAUUUCUAGGCGUCGAUUCCAACAAAUGGAGGUUUUAGAAGGUCAAAAUAUCCUUGUCACUGUGUCGGGGAAAAAAUCAAGAGUUCGAGUUUAUUACUUAUCUUGGUUAAAGAGCAAGAUUCUAAGAACUGAUGGGCAAGUAGAAAAACGAAGUGGCUGGAUUAAUGUUGGAGAUUUACAGGGUGCUGUACAUUUUAGGAUAGUUAAAUAUGAAAAGAUAAAAUUUCUGGUCAUUGCUUUAAAAGAAAGUGUUGAAAUUUAUGCAUGGGCUCCAAAACCUUACCAUAAGUUUAUGGCAUUUAAGUCAUUUCCUGAUUUAAUACACAAGCCAUUAUUGGUGGAUAUGACAAUAGAAGAGGGUAUACGAUUAAAAGUCAUAUAUGGUUCUCCAGAAGGUUUUCAUGCUGUUGACAUUGAUUCGGGUGCUGUUUAUGAUAUUUACAUUCCAGCUCAUACCCAAGGUCUUAUCUCUCCCCAUACGAUUGUAACUUUGCCAAAUUCCAAAGGAUUGCAACUGUUGUUAUGUUAUGAUAAUGAAGGUGUAUAUGUUAAUACAUAUGGAAAAGUCAGUAAAAAUAUUGUUUUACAAUGGGGAGAAAUGCCAACAUCAGUGGCAUACAUCGGGACCGGACAGAUUAUGGGUUGGGGUAACAAGGCCAUCGAGAUCAGAAAUGUCGAAACCGGCCAUUUGGAUGGUGUCUUUAUGCAUAAAAAAGCACAAAAAUUGAAAUUUCUAUGUGAAAGGAAUGAUAAGGUGUUCUUUUCUUCAGCUAAAGGUGGUUCAUCUUGUCAAAUAUAUUUCAUGACUCUUAAUAAGCCCGGAAUGGCAAACUGGUAACGUUGUACAAUAUAAUAAAUCACAGUUCAUAGACUAUGUUUGUGAGAAGUACCGAAGGUAGUUUUAUAUAACGUUGCUUUUCCACGAAACAAGAGAAGCAAGGAAUUUUUAAAUAACUCUACUCUGCAGCACCUCUACUGUAUAAAUUUCGUUUGUUUUAUACUUUGCUCAACAUUCUUAACAAUGAGUUUUUAUCAUUCAAUACAAUUAUCCUUUGUUAUUUGAUAAUGUACAUAAAAGUAGUUCUCUC